Messenger RNA from Achroia grisella, 1303 nucleotides. RefSeq lists its product as uncharacterized. The coding region runs from base 230 to 1255 and encodes 341 amino acids. The record is from RefSeq and is a predicted model, not a curated record. NCBI's taxonomy places the organism in Eukaryota, Metazoa, Arthropoda, Insecta, Lepidoptera, Pyralidae. The transcript has 8 exons.
GUCACGUAUAUGGCACAUUCCAACAAAAUUAAAUAAUACAGUCUUUUACAUUCACAUAAAUAAAACCUCAGAACAACAAACUAUGGUUUUCAGCAUAAAACCAAUAAAUUUGACACUACAUAAAAUAGUGGUACAUCGUAAUAAGUAAUGUAAUUUCAAGAAAAUUAAAAUUAUAUACGUUUUGUAACUCUUGUAUACAUUGAUAAAUUGACAAUUAUCAAAGUUUAAAAUGCAGAAUAUUCAAUCGAGUUGGCGAAAAAAUGGCGAUUGGAAAGGCCGUUAUUCCAAAUUAUAUUCCUCUCGGCGUAUUUCUACGUCCAAUGAGGAAGAGCCACGCCGCAUAUCGUUUUUGAGUAACGAUUCUUCACCACAUACAUCCCAGCUAAUAAGAAUGUGGGCAAACCGACAGGAAUCUCCAUGCAGUUCUGAAGCACCUAGCCCUAGAUAUCUUACUUCUUUGCUUUCCCAAAGGAGUGAGACAUACAACAGCUGUAGCGACAGAGAAUCUAUGCAACUAGAUGUUUUGGGGGGUAACGAAACAGUGUUGCUGGAUAUGGUACGAGCACGCAGUCAGGAGUUACAAGAAGCUCAAGACCAAACCCUGGAAUUGCCUCGUGAUGAUAUCUCUGAUGAUGCAGCCUGUGUACAUGGGCUUAGUAUGCGGAUGACGGAGCGUAGCAUCUCUCGUUCCCGUGUCUCCCGUAUAUCAACUCGACGGGACAUGGAUAUACCCUCGAUCCUAGCAUUUACUGCCACCACUGAACCUCCUCCGGUAAACUCUAUUACAUACCUAUGUAUCAACUAUGCGCAGCUCGAAAUACCUGCCUUUAGCAAAAUGAAUCCUCCGCAGAAGGAAGAAAUACCUCGGUGGUCUAUUCGCCGGUCGGUCUGUCCAGUUUGUUCAGAAAAGUGGAAAGAUCGUAGCUCUAUAAUUAAUGUUAAGAAUUCUGGUCUGAAGAGAAAUUCGUCAUCAGAACUUCCAACAGUAAUAGCGCCUGCACGGUUGCGAGCAUCCAUCACUAUGGAAUAUAUUCCACGUCCUGCCUUGACCGCCGUAGAUGAAGAUGCAGGUCGAAUUCUUGGUGGAUUACGAAACACAAAUGCAUCGUGGCAACUAACGCGUGCUCGCAGAUUUCGUCCUCCAAAACUUCAAGUCAUGGCACCAGAGGCCAUUGCACCGCCCCUGGCAGCAGCUCCAGUGGCACAAAAGGAUUUAGACAACCGAGUGGUCCGGUUCCUUAAAAAUGAAACUUGAAACUUGCAUAUUAAACUCUAUUUUUACUACUCUACAACUAACAUUAUU